Messenger RNA from Drosophila innubila, 1146 nucleotides. It is a transcript of the gene Taldo, whose product is annotated as probable transaldolase. The transcript has 3 exons. Gene Ontology annotation, molecular function: transaldolase activity. The record is from RefSeq and is a predicted model, not a curated record. Bases 56 to 1051 code for a protein of 331 amino acids. Gene Ontology annotation, cellular component: cytoplasm; intracellular anatomical structure. Lineage: Eukaryota; Metazoa; Arthropoda; Insecta; Diptera; Drosophilidae. Gene Ontology annotation, biological process: carbohydrate metabolic process; pentose-phosphate shunt, non-oxidative branch; pentose-phosphate shunt.
GAUGUUGACGACUGCAUAAUCCUCAUCUCUAUUCCAGCACCAUUUAAAUUGGGAAAUGGAAGGUGAUCGCGUGGUAAAGAAGCAGAAAAUGUCGGCUCUAGAACAGCUUAAAAAAAUAACUACAAUUGUUGCCGAUACCGGUGACUUUGAAGCCAUCAAUAUCUAUAAGCCUACGGAUGCAACGACUAAUCCAUCGCUUAUUUUAUCUGCGUCAACUAUGGAACGCUAUCAAUACCUAGUUCGCAAUGCAGUUGAUUAUGGAAAAUCUAAAGCAGGCUCUUUGGAGAAUCAAGUAGCGGAAGCCAUGGAUUAUCUGUGCGUCUUGUUUGGAUGCGAAAUUUUGAAAAUUGUGCCUGGAAGAGUUUCCACUGAAAUCGAUGCUCGCAUCUCGUUCGACACUGAGAAAAGUGUGAAAAAGGCAUUGAAGUUAAUUGAGCUGUACAAAUCCUUUGGGAUAGAAAAGGAGCGCAUUUUAAUUAAGCUGGCCUCAACUUGGGAGGGUAUAAAAGCGGCCGAAAUUUUAGAAAAGGAACAUGGUGUGCACUGCAAUCUGACGCUUCUGUUCUCGUUUGCCCAGGCAGUAGCCUGCGCCGAAGCUGGCGUAACGUUGAUCUCCCCAUUUGUUGGACGUAUACUGGAUUGGUAUGUGGCAAAUACGGAUUCCAAGAAGUUUGAGCCCCUGCUGGACCCUGGUGUGGUAUCAGUUACAAGCAUCUAUAACUAUUACAAGAAAUUCGAUUAUAAAACAUUAGUUAUGGGAGCAUCGUUUAGAAAUAUUGGAGAAAUUAAAGCAUUAGCUGGAUGUGACUUGCUUACCAUCAGUCCAACCCUAUUAAAGGAGCUGGAAAAUGAUGAGAGUGUUGUAAAACCGCAUUUGUCAGUGAACAAUGCGAAACUGCAAAACAUUGAGAAGAUCUCUGUCGAUGAGAGCAAAUUUAGAUGGUUAUUGAACGAAGAUGCCAUGGCGACUGAUAAACUAUCUGAAGGCAUUCGAAAAUUCGCUGUGGAUACAGUGAAACUCGAAAAUGUUAUUAAGAAGCAUUUUGCAUAAUUUUCUUGACUCUUAAUUUGAUAUUUUUGUUGGAAUUUACUAAGUAAUCAAUAUGCAUUUACUUAAAUAAAACUAUUUUUGUAUCAAACCUUUAA